Molecule: messenger RNA, 1905 nt
Organism: Hipposideros armiger (great roundleaf bat)
Lineage: Eukaryota; Metazoa; Chordata; Mammalia; Chiroptera; Hipposideridae
Gene: CDT1
Product: chromatin licensing and DNA replication factor 1
Exons: 10
Coding region: 48-1682 (544 amino acids)
Biological process (GO): mitotic cell cycle; DNA replication checkpoint signaling; DNA replication preinitiation complex assembly
Cellular component (GO): nucleus
Molecular function (GO): DNA binding; DNA polymerase binding
Source: RefSeq, a predicted model, not a curated record
GCUGCACCACUUCCGUGAGCAGCUCCGCUCCCGCUCUCGGCAUCACCAUGGCGCAAUGCCGCCUCACCGACUUCUUUGCGAGUCGCCGUCCCGGACCUCGCGCAGCAUCGUCGCGGGCCAAGCCGACCUGGAGCACACCGAGCCCUGCCAAGCCCUCGCCCCGCACCUCGGCCACCACCACGGGCGGCAGCCGCAAGCGCGCCCGCCCGCCAGCAGAGCCGGUGCGCGAUGAGCCCUCGCCGGCUGCACGCAGGAGGCUGAGGCUGCCCGCCGACGCGGUCUCUAGCCCUGGCUCCCCGACUGCCCUUGGCUCCCCAGAGCACUCCUCUCCGAGGAAGAAGACAAAGAAGGCUGUUCAGCUGCCCAGAGUGGCACCCCAGGAGGACAAGGUGCCCUCGAAAGUCACCUUCUCUGAGCUCAACUCAUGCCUGAAGCGGGCCCGGGAGCUGGGGGCACGGGUCCAGGAGCUGAGGGCAAAUGCCCAAAGGAAUGAAGCCAGGGACCCAAAUGUGCCGGAGGCCGAGGGGCACCCAGCAGAGCCAUGUGGAGAGAAGGCGCCCGCCUACCAGCGCUUCCAUGCCCUGGCCCAGCCAGGGCUCCCUGGCCUCGUGCUGCCCUACAAGUACCAGGUGUUGGCUGAGAUGUUCCGUAGCAUGGACACCAUCGUGGGCAUGCUCUACAACCGCUCUGAGACUGUGACCUUUGCCAAGGUCAAGCGGGGCGUCCAGGACAUGAUUCGCAAGCGUUUUGAGGAGCGCAACGUGGGCCAGAUCAAAACCGUGUAUCCCGCUUCCUACCGCUUCCGCCAGGAGCGCAACAUCCCGACCUUCAAGGAUGGCAUUAAGAGGUCCGAUUAUCAGCUCACCAUUGAGCCACUGUUCGACCAGGAGGCUGGCAACAUGGCUCCCCAGCUCACAGCCUCACGACUACUGCAGCGACGGCAGGUGUUUAGCCAAAAUCUGGUGGAGUGCGUCCGAGAGCACCACAGGGCCUUCCUGGCCUCCCUAAACCCCCCCAUGGUGGUGCCUGAGGACCAGCUGACGCGCUGGCACCCACGCUUCAAUGUGGAUGAAGUGCCUGACAUCAAGCCUGCUGAGCUGCCCCAGCCACCCACUACGGAGAAGGUGGCUACUGCCCAGGAGGUGCUGACCCGUGCCCACAGCCUGAUGUCGCCCAGGAUGAAAAAGGCCCUGAGUGACCUGGCCCUGCGCACAGCCGAGCCCAGCAGCCCUGGGUACCCUAGCCCUGCACUGCCAGCCACCCCCCCAGCUACUCCACCUGCCCCUCUGAAGGGGGUGUCCCAGGACUUGCUGGAGCGGAUCCGGGCCAAGGAGGCACAGAAGCAGCUGGCCCAGAUGACACGGCGCCCAGAGCAGGAGCAGCGGCUGGAGCGGCUGGAGCGGCUGCCUGAGCUGGCCCGGGUGCUGCGUAGCAUCUUUGUGUCCGAGCGGAAGCCGGCGCUCACCCUGGAUGUGGCCUGUGCCAAGAUGGUGGAUAGUUACCACAUGGCCAUGAGCCCAGGGGAGAUGGAGAAGCACAUACAGCUCCUCUCUGAGCUGCUGCCUGACUGGCUCAGUCUCCACCGCAUCCGCACUGACACCUAUGUCAAGCUGGACAAGGCUGCUGACCUGGCGGGUGUCACCGCGCAGCUGGUCCGCCUUGCACAUGCUGAGGCACUGUGAGCCUGACAGCUGCACAGCAACACACAAACGUGGGCGGAGGCCCUGGCCUGGCUCGCCGUGCCUGUUUUAUCCCCUUUACAAACAUGAUGCACUUUUGCUGUCCCUUCUGAGUACUCAUGAGUGUCAGAAGCUGGGCUGGGCUCUGGCUGCAGGGCUUGGAGGUCUCUGGCCAGUGUGGGUGGUGAACCCACCUUGUACAGCAUAUUGUUAUUAAACUGGUUUC